Molecule: messenger RNA, 2471 nt
Organism: Paramuricea clavata
Lineage: Eukaryota; Metazoa; Cnidaria; Anthozoa; Malacalcyonacea; Plexauridae
Source: the annotation of a GenBank genome assembly
AUGGCUGAUGGAAAGAUAGAGCUAAGCGAUGCUUGCCCAUCCAUUGCCCAGAUUGAAACACCCGAGUCAGCAGAAAUCUCAUCAAUCAGAUCUGAUCUCAAUAAAGUUCUCAAGCUUCUUGACACUGGAGCACGGAAACUUGCUGCUGAUCCCAAGUUCGACAAGGAAGGUCUCUGUUGGUAUCACACCCCAUUUGGUACACAGGCUUCAAAAUGUCGUCAACCCUGUACCUAUACCGCGCCGGGAAACGACAAGCCCGAUCACCAGUAGAGGCGCACGUGACUUGGGCUUGCUCAAGCCACCUGUUGUAUGUGACGGACAAACAUUCAAAAACUCGGUUUCUAAUUGAUACAGGUGCCAAGGUCAGUGUUUUCCCAGCUACACAACAUGACAAGCGGUAUUGCAGAAAGGGGGUUUCUCUGACCGCGGCUAACAAUUCGACAAUUCAUACCUAUAGCAAGCGUGAACUUUGCCUGGACCUUGGUCUUCACCGGCAGCUGAAGUGUUCUUUUCUCAUUGCAGAAGUGAACCAACCAAUUUUAGGUGCUUCCUGCGGUAUAUUCGGGUGUUGGUUGAUGUUGCCAACUCUUGUCUCGUAGAAGCAGCAACAUCAAUGAUUGUACCUGCACAGACCUCACCAUUCCGUUCCCUUUCUCUCAAUCGCAUACCGCUAGCUAAACCCACCAAUGGGUUUGAUACCAUUUUUGCUGAGUUUCCAGUAGUCUGUAAACUCCGCAUCACCGAUCCAGCUGUUAAGCACAAUGUUCAGCACCAUAUUAUCGCGGCUGGACCGCCCACUUUUGCGAAGGCUGGACCCCUUUCUCCUGAAAAAUCCGCAGCUGCAAAAACCGAGUUUGACCAGAUGCUGUCUUCUCACACGGUGUGCAAAUCAUCAAAUAACUGGGCAUCCCCACUUCAUAUGGUCCCAAAGUCGAACGGUGACUGGCGCCCCUGUGGUGACUAUCAAGCUCUCAAUGCAGCCACUAAACCAGACCCUGUGCCUCACGUUCAGGAUUUUUCUGCUCGCCUUGCUGGUUGUAAAAUCUUAUCCAAGAUUGACCUGGUUCGUGCAUACCACCAAAUUCCUGUUGCUCCUGAGGAUGUCUCUAAAACAGCAGUCAUUACACAAUUCUGCCUUCUUGAAUUCAAACGUAUGCCAUAUGGACUGCGCAAUGCGGCCCAGACAUUCCAACAAUUCAUGGAUGAAGUCUGCCGUGACCUGGGAUUUGUGUUUGUAUUCAUUGACGACAUCCUGGUUUUCAGCACCACGCCCGAUCAACAUCGCCACCAUUAGCGCCAGCUUUUUCAGCGACUGGAGCAUUACGGCUUAGUCAUUAAUCCUAAGAAGUGUGAGCUUAGCUUGGCCGUUCACAGUUAUCAUUCGUAGGUCAUCAUGUCAAUGCCCAAGGGAUUUCCCCUCUUUCAUCCCGCAUCCAAGCUGUUGCAGAAUUUCCUCAACCUGUUGACAAGAAGAAGUUUCACAGGCUACAUCCUCUGCACAAACUAUUAUCCUCUACCAAUUUUAUUUGGUCUCCAGAAUGCGAGGAGGCAUUCCAGUUCUGUAAAUCCGCCCUAGCUAGUGCAACACUGUUGGUUCAUCCGCAUUAUAAUGCACCAACCAGUAUAACAUCUGAUGCCUCAGAUCUAGCUGUGGGAGCCGUCCUUGAACAAUUUAUCGAUCAUGAGUGGCGCUCCAUCGGCUUCUUUUCUCGCAAGCUACAGCGGGCUUUUAAAAACACGUUACAGUACGUUUGACCGAGAGCUGCUAGGCGUUUACUUAGCCAUUCGUCAUUUUCGGUGGUUUAUCGAAGAUCGUGUGUUCCACGUGUACACUGAUCACAAACCAUUGACUUUUGCAAUCUCAAGUGGGUCAACCUAACGCUCACUACGGCAAAUCCGGCAGUUGGCUUUUAUUUCUGAGUUUACCACCGACCUGCGACACGUCAAGGGUAAGAAUAACGCAGUGGCAGACGCGUCUUCCAGAAUCCAAAUCAAUGCCACCUCCUAUACCAAAAUUGACUUUCUGGCAAUGGCUCAAGCACAAGCUGAUGAUCAUGAAACCCAGUGCCUGAAAGCUGGCAUAACAAAUUUAAAGUUAGUGGAUGUUUUCCUUGAUGGCGAUGACAACCUUACACUUCUCUGCGACUCAUCUCAGGGUAAUAUUCUACCAGUAGUCCUAGAGUCUUUUCGUCGCGAGAUAUUCAACCUGAUGCAUAAUUUUUCCAUCCAGGCGCUAGAUCCACCUGUAAGCUCGUCAGCGCUCGGUUUGUGUGGAACGGUCUCAAUCGUGAUGUUCGACGGUGGAUUCGAACUUGCAAUGCUUGCCAGCAAUCUAAAAUUCAUCGUCAUACUACAGCGCCGCUCCAGAAGUUCGAUAUCCCAGGUUUCGCUGAGAUUUAGGUUGACAUUGUCGGCCCACUUCCGCUGUCUCGAGGGUUUACCUACCUGUUCACAUGCAUUUAUCGCUACUC